AUGGUUAGAAGUUAUGUACGUAAAAGUCAACGACAAUCAUGGUCUUUAAUAUCCAUGAACAAAGCUGUCGAUGAAGUAAUUGAGAAGACUAUGACUUACAGAGAAGCUGAAAAUGCCUAUGAAGUUCGCAGGAGUACACUGUUAAGAAUGGUAAAAAAGAAAAAAGAAAAUACAGAGGUAUUAAAAGCAAAGAUGGGUCCUUUAACUACAGUAUUUUCUGUUAAUGAAGAAAAAGAGUUAGUUGCUUACCUCAAAUUAAUGGAAGGAAGACUUUUUGGUCUAAGUUCAGGGGAUUUUAGAAAACUGGCUUACCAACUUGCAAUAAAAAAUAAUAAAAAUCAUAAUUUUAAUAAUGAUAAAAAAGAAGCUGGUUAUGACUGGCUCAAAGGAUUUUUAAAGAGGCAUCCAGACUUAUCACUUCGAGUACCAGAAAAAACAUCAGCAGCCAGAGCUAUGGGUUUCAACAAACCAGUGGUUACAACAUUUUUUCGUUUGUUGGGUGAAGUGCUUGAUAAAUACAAAUUUCAAUCAGAUAGAAUUUUCAACUGCGAUGAAACUGGAAUUAGUAAUGUGCCAAAAUCAAAAUCCAAAAUCUUAGCCUCAAAAGGUCGUAAACAAGUUGGAUCUCUAACAUCAGCAGAACGAGGACAAACAGUAACUGUCGAACUCUGUGUAAGUGCUUCAGGCAUCUAUAUGCCCCCCCAUGAUGAUAUUUCCCAGAGUACGUACAAAUUUGGAAUAUCUGCGCAAUUGUCCACCAGGGCUGAAUUCCAUCCAUCAGGUUGGAUGCAAACUGAUAUAUUUUAUAGAUGGCUAGAAAAAUUUAUUCAGUUUACUCAUGCUUCUAAGAAUAAUCCAGUUCUGUUGUUAUUAGAUGGUCAUGCAACACAUACAAAAAAUAUAAAUUUGAUAGAUUUAGCUAGAGAAAAUGGUGUUGUGAUGUUAUGUUUUCCUCCUCAUUGCACUCACCGCCUACAACCUUUGGAUGUUGGAGUGAUGAAACCAAUAUCUACUUAUUACGACACAGAAGUCACCAAUUGGUUAAGAUCGAAUACACCAAAAGUAGUAACCCUAAAAGACAUUGGAGAAAUAUUUGGAAAGGCAUUUAUGAAAGCAGCAACAAUGUCAACAGCAAUUAAUUCCUUUAAGAAAACAGGUAUUUUUCCAUUUAAUGAUAAUGUUUUUGAAGAUUCUGAUUUUAUGCCAGCUGAAACCACACAUAUACCAAUAACUGAAAUGUCUCCUGAUUCCCUGAACUCUCCAACCAUUAUACCAUUCAACAGUGAUCCUAAAAAUACUGACCCUUUGGUAGAAUUGUUAGACAAUUUACCAGACACAUUAGAGGACAUUAGUAAUAUUAAUUUUGAUAUUAAUAACGUGCAGCCUAGUUGUUCAAACACUCCUCAAAUGAAAGUAUCAGAUGGUACAGUAUUUGAACAUGUAUCACCCAAGGAUGUCAUGCCUAUUCCACAUAGGUCAAAUGAAGAAAACUCAAUUCCAAAAAGAAAAAGUUUAAACAGAGGAAAAACAGUUGUUCUUACAUCAUCACCAUACAAAAAUGAGCUGGAAAAAAAAACAAAAAUGAGUGAACCUGAGGUAAAAAGGAAAUUGUUUAAAAAAAACCAAUUAAAUCAACCACGAAUAAGAACAAGAAAAAGAGGGUCAAAUUAUCCACAAAUAAUGAUGAUAUCUAUACAGAAUUCUUGUAUUGUGGACAUACAUAUUCUGAAUCCAAUGAAGGCUAUAUUUGUUGUCAAAUAUGUGAGAAGUGGGCUCAUUUGUCAUGUUCUGGGAAGGACGAUGAAGAAAACACCACAUUCGCUUGCGAAAAUUGUUUGUAAUAUCAAACAAUUCUUAUAUGAGAAAAGUAAACAGUUGUGA
This is a messenger RNA of Macrosiphum euphorbiae (potato aphid), 1881 nucleotides long. The record is from the annotation of a GenBank genome assembly. Lineage: Eukaryota; Metazoa; Arthropoda; Insecta; Hemiptera; Aphididae.